AAUGUUUAUGUACUGGGGAAGACUUUCCUUCUAUUGGCCAGAGAGCUGUGCAUCAACGCCCCAGCUAUUGAUCCCUGCUUGUACAUUCCUCGAUUUGCUCACAUGUUGGAGUUUGGAGAUAAAAACCAUGAAGUAUCGAUGACAGCGCUAAGGCUGGUACAGAGAAUGAAGAGAGACUGGAUGCACACAGGGCGCCGGCCGUCAGGACUCUGCGGAGCAGCGUUGCUUGUCGCAUCCAGAAUGCACGAUUUCCGUCGAACCAUUAAGGAGGUCAUUAGAGUUGUGAAGGUUUGUGAGUCUACACUAAGGAAAAGGCUAACAGAGUUUGAAGACACCCCAACAAGUCAGCUAACGAUAGAUGAGUUUAUGAAGGUUGACUUGGAGCAAGAAUGUGACCCACCUUCCUUCACUGCUGGCCAGAGGAAGGUCAGACUACAACAGCUUGAACAGGAGUUGGCUAAGAAGCUUGAUGACGUUGAAGGUGAAAUAUCAAGUUAUCAGGACGAAAUUGAAAAUGAGCUGGAGCUCAGCCGACCGAAAGCCAAAGGAAUGUACGCUUCUUUAGCAAAAGAUGAUUAUGAAGAAAACACGUCAAGCAUAUACGGAGAGGAGGAAGCAGACGAUGAAGAGCUAGAAGCUGCUGCUAACCAUCUAAGCAAGGAUUUCUAUAAAGAAUUUGAUGCCCGUACCAAAAUGAUAAGCGAUGAACAGAUUAUAAAGAGGAUUCCUUUAGAGUGUCUCCUGGGGCCUUUACCAACAGCUGCGAGCUUGGGCAUUACAGACUCCAUCAAGGACUGUAUCUCUGCAAAGGAGCAAGAAAGCCGUGACAAUGCAGGAGAUGGAGAACUAGACCUCAACGGAAUUGAUGACAAUGAAAUAGACCGGUACAUUCUCAACGAGCAAGAAGCAGAAAUAAAGACAGAGCUGUGGAUGAAAGAGAAUGCUGACUACAUCAGAGAACAAAAGGAAAAAGAAGAACGUAUAGCAAAAGAAAAGGAGCUAGGAAUUUAUAAAGAACAAAAGCCAAAGAAGACGAUUAAACGUAAAGCCCCCAUUCAAGCGAGUACCGCUGGGGAGGCAAUUGAAAAGAUGUUAGAGCAGAAGAAGAUAUCCAGUAAAAUUAACUACGAUGUGCUUCGUGACCUUAAUAGCAAAGGUAGCAGCACGCCAAAGCAGGAGGAAAAUGGCACCGAGGACGGCAUCACCGGCAGCAAACUCUCCCAGAGGAAAUCUAUUGCUAGCAGGAAUCUGACCGGCUCUUUCAGCAACCCAAGUAAAAGAUUAAAAACUGUUGUUCCUACUCAACCACAUAAAAAGGCAGCAGUCACACAGGAACCCACAAAGAAUCACGAGACAGCAUCUGCUGUAGUGGUGGAGAGUGGCCCAGUCACUUACCAGCACGAUGAGGAGGUUGAGGAGGAGGAAGAAGAUGAUGAAGAACACUGUAUAAGUGCGCUGCAGCUCCUGGGGGGCAGCGAUUACGGCUGUGAUGAUGAUGACGGCUAUUAAUCCCCCGCCGGUGCUUACACUGUAAAGUCAUAUUGUUAGAUAUGGACCUAUAUUUAAUAUGCUGUUCUGUGAUCAGCAACGUAUACAAAGUAGACUCAAUUUUGUAUAAAAGGAAAAAAAAACUUUAAAAAAGUGUUUACAUAUUUUGGGUCAUUUUUUUUUGUUGGCUUUUAACCCAUAAAUAUUUAUUGGGUUAUUAUACUUGAAACUGGAUUUUCUUUCUCCAUGGCCAUGUUUUGAUAAGACUGUUUUGGAACAUUAAACCCAGAGGGCAUGACGUUACUAUUUAGCACUCUUCUUUGUAUAUAAGGAUUCUUUGGAUUGUCCAUUAUUAUAUUUGUAAAUCUGGCAGCACAUUAUAUUUUAUUGCUGUGUACACAAAAAAAAGCAAAUCCUCUAAAAAAAAAUAUAUAUAUAUAUAGCAAGUAACAAUUCUGGUUUUCGGACAAAGAGCCUUGGAUUUAAUCACGUGUUUCUACAGCCUUCAUCUAGCCAGAAGUCCCCUGCAGGUUUCUGUUGCAGUAGGUUCGACUUGACAUUCAACAUGAAGUGAAACUGCUUCUGGAAAACAACAAUAUAAGCAAAUGACAGAUACAAGAGACAGUUCUGCAAUGUCGCCAUCACAUUGUACUAUGGCUAAGGAAAUAAAAUGACUUGUAAGAUAAGUGGCACAUAAAACAUGUCAGAAAAACGUCACUAUCCGUUAAUUUAUUUAGAAGAAUAAUAAAAAUAACUUUUAGCUGCAUUCACGCUAAAUAAAUCCCUCAUAGACCUCAUGACAUUGUAGUAUUAUGUACAAAUAAAGAUUUCUGUGCUAACGUU
Messenger RNA from Bombina bombina (fire-bellied toad), 2331 nucleotides. It is a transcript of the gene BRF1, whose product is annotated as BRF1 RNA polymerase III transcription initiation factor subunit. Lineage: Eukaryota; Metazoa; Chordata; Amphibia; Anura; Bombinatoridae. Gene Ontology annotation, biological process: DNA-templated transcription initiation; transcription preinitiation complex assembly; transcription by RNA polymerase III. Gene Ontology annotation, cellular component: nucleus; transcription factor TFIIIB complex; transcription preinitiation complex. The coding region runs from base 103 to 1509 and encodes 468 amino acids. The record is from RefSeq and is a predicted model, not a curated record. The transcript is spliced from 14 exons. Gene Ontology annotation, molecular function: TBP-class protein binding; RNA polymerase III general transcription initiation factor activity; RNA polymerase III type 3 promoter sequence-specific DNA binding.